AUGCUAAUUCCCAAGACAGCCUUUCUGGCUUUCCUCCUUUCUUCUGUGCCCCUGGCGCACGGCGCAGGAGGAAAUAGUUCUUCACCCGACACCCGAGGCCGUCGUUGUGUGGUACGCUCUUCCAAUGGCACUGCAGACGACUCCCCCGAAGUGUCUAGAGUAUUCGCGCAAUGCGCGACCAAUUCAGUCAUUGUCUUCCAGGAAGGCGUUGACUAUAACAUUUUCCAGCCGAUCAAGGCCACAAACCUGAGCAACGUGGAGAUACAGAUGCAUGGAAACCUGCAUCUUCCGCAAAACAUCUCGGCCGUACGGGACAUUGUUAAUGCAGGCACCACUACUUGGUUUACUUUGGAAGGACCCCGUGUGGACUGGACUGGGCCCGAAAAUGUGAACAAUGGUUGGAUUAAAUCAUACGGCCAGGCCUGGUGGGACGCAAACCCUGCCAAUGGCACUGGAAUCUCCGGCCGGCCUCAUCUCAUGAGCUACAAAACCAGCCAGGCGUCGAUAAAAUACUUCAGAUCUGGCAAGCCGAUUGCUUGGAACAUGAAGCUCCAUGGCGAAGAUAUCACCGUCAGCCAUGCCAUUGUGGACGCUUCAUCCACUGGCAGCUUCCCAUUCAACACCGAUGCGUUUGACGUGAAGGGUACCAACAUCCGCAUAUCUGACAGCGUUAUGUAUAAUGGCGACGAUGCGAUCGCAGUCGGAUCCGAUUCACACAACAUUGUAUUCGAGAGAAAUACGAUUGGCUACCAAUCCCAUGGUAUGAGCAUCGGAUCACUAGGAAAGGAUCCCUCGGACAUUGUCAACAUCACCAACCUCAGAUUCGAGGACGUGACCGUGAUCGACGCUCUGUACGCUGCUCGCUUCAAGUCCUGGACGGGUGGCCAGGGGCUCGUCAAGAAUGUGACUUGGAAAAACAUCCGUGUAUACAACGUAUCGUUCCCGAUCUUUGUGACCCAGAGUUACUACGAUCAAAGCGUCUCGCGAGAUGGUGCUGAUGCCGAGUCCUCGGUGAUGAUGGAGGACUUUACCUGGGAAGAUUUUUCCGGCUCAAUUAACUCGUAUCAACCCGGUGAUGGAUCAUGCGCAAGCGAUCCUUGCUGGUAUAACGCCGGACUUCCGAACUUGAAGCACACGGAGGCAGUCAUCAUAGAGUGCAACACGGACAAGUCCUGUAAGAACUUUGUUACAAAGAACAUCCAGCUCUAUCCACAGGCUCUGGAACCAGCGAGCGUCAUCUGCAUGAAGGCUACGGCAGAGCUGAAUCCAAACCUGGGGUUCAGCUGCAGCAAUGGGACAUUUACUUCGGCAUAA
Messenger RNA from Aspergillus pseudonomiae, 1314 nucleotides. RefSeq names its product putative extracellular exo-polygalacturonase (gene pgxC). Gene Ontology annotation, biological process: carbohydrate metabolic process. Gene Ontology annotation, molecular function: polygalacturonase activity. The record is from RefSeq and is a predicted model, not a curated record. Lineage: Eukaryota; Fungi; Ascomycota; Eurotiomycetes; Eurotiales; Aspergillaceae. Bases 1 to 1314 code for a protein of 437 amino acids. The transcript has a single exon.